Molecule: messenger RNA, 979 nt
Organism: Macrobrachium nipponense
Lineage: Eukaryota; Metazoa; Arthropoda; Malacostraca; Decapoda; Palaemonidae
Product: ferritin-like
Exons: 4
Coding region: 137-649 (170 amino acids)
Biological process (GO): iron ion transport; intracellular iron ion homeostasis
Cellular component (GO): cytoplasm
Molecular function (GO): ferric iron binding; ferrous iron binding
Source: RefSeq, a predicted model, not a curated record
UAGCCACAGCCAAGCUGCUCCGCGUCGCCAGUGUGUGAACGAGCCCAGCCAGUCUUUUUCAAACUCCCAUUUCCUUCUUUUUCCCAGUUUCGCUUUUCCCUUUGCAAUCCACCUGAAUCCGUCCAUUAGAUUCGCCAUGGCCAGCAAGAUCCGCCAGAACUACCAUGAGGACUGCGAAGCAGCCAUCAACAAGCAGAUCAACAUGGAGCUAUACGCUAGCUACGUCUAUCUAGCCAUGUCUAGCUACUACGCCAGGGAUGACGUUGCCCUUCCAGGACUGAAGAAGUUCUUCAAGGAAUCCAGCGACGAAGAAAGGGGACACGCCGAAAAGCUCAUGGAGUUCCAGAACAAGCGAGGAGGCACUGUUGUCCUUCAAACCAUCGCAAGCCCUUCCAGCAAUUCGUGGGCAGGGGCUCUGGAAGGUCUCCAGACCGCUUUGGACCUCGAGAAGAAAGUGAACCAGAGCCUCCUAGACCUCCAUAAGAUCUCUAGCGAGAGGAACGACCCACACCUCUGCGACUUCCUGGAGGAGAAGUACCUGGAGGAACAGGUGGAGGCCAUCCACAAGAUCGGAGACCUGAUCACUCAGCUGAAACGCGCAGGACCAGGCGGUCUCGGGGAAUACCUCUUCGACAAAUCACUCCAGUAACAACAACAACAACAACAAGGCGACCCUCAUCCUGAUGUCUGGAAACUUACAUCCAGUGGCGAUGAACCCUGGUAGUGUGUAUAAUGAAGCAAGUUUGAAAAAACACAAAAAAAUCAUAAAACCAUCCUAAUUGGAAAGCAUGCCUAGAGUCUAUAGACAAUUCUCCUGUGGUUCUGUAAACUAUGUAGAUGGAUGUCCAUGUCAAGUCUUAUGGGUGGAAUUCUACAGGGAGGAUUCACUGACAAAAUUGUCCCUCUUUUCUCUUCUAUUUCGGAAACCCUUCUCAAAAUUAUUCAUUUCUGACAAUAAAGUUUAGACCAAAUUACAGAA